Molecule: messenger RNA, 888 nt
Organism: Suillus paluster
Lineage: Eukaryota; Fungi; Basidiomycota; Agaricomycetes; Boletales; Suillaceae
Exons: 3
Coding region: 107-751 (214 amino acids)
Source: RefSeq, a predicted model, not a curated record
CGCUAAUUACUGGAUCAUGCUGCACAGUGCGUGCGCGGUGUCUAUCAUGCACUGCUGCGUAUAUAAACAGACCUGUCUGGAUUCUUGACCUUGAACACACACAGCCAUGUCCCAGCAACAUCUAGUCCUGACAAAAAUCGACUGGUCAAAAUCGUGGAACGCUGUUCUCGCCUCUUCAUGUUAUGCCCUGACAGAAGUCAACAACUGGACGAUCAGACAUCCUUAUGUCGUAGUUGGAGCGUUAAUAUGCACCCUUGUGAAUCCUUAUAUCCUUGUGACACCAUUGCGGUUCAUGGGGAGAACAGCACGUCACAUAUUUGAGUUCAUCUACUGGUCCUUCAAGGUCUUGGGCAGGUUCAUCCGGUAUAUUUUUGGUUUCCGGAGAGAGGGCGUAGCAGAAGAUUCAUUGGCAUCCCAAUACCAAUCCUAUCAUUAUGGUGGCCAUGUGCCACAGGACUCUCUUUCCGCGGGAUUUCAGUCAUAUGGGGCCGCUGGAGAUUACCUGCACAGACUUGAAGCGGCAUCUGCGGCUGCUGCAGAUGAUCACGAGGACACUGAAAUCUCGACGUUUGCGGGUUCUGUGCGCUGGUUGUCAGGAUUAGGAAUUAAUUUAAUCUUGAGCAGGGCGUGGGGGUGGUGGCAUUUGAUGGGGGUUUAUGUAGUGGUUUACCUGUGUAUUGGGCUCAUCGCGUUUUGGCUUCUACGUAGGCGCGAGGCACAAGCGCAUACAUUACCUAGUACAUCUGCGUGAAAAGUUAAGUUUUGAGACACCUUUUGCUUUAUACCACGACUCACAAGCAUUCUGCUUUCUCGACUUACUGUACUCGUCGUGCUUUUGUUUUCUACUGUACGCACUCAUGGGGGGACUUCAUCAUGAUCCGAAUCUCG